Messenger RNA from Mercenaria mercenaria, 1686 nucleotides. Its product is annotated as dermonecrotic toxin LamSicTox-alphaIV1ii-like. The transcript is spliced from 2 exons. Bases 63 to 1439 code for a protein of 458 amino acids. Gene Ontology annotation, molecular function: phosphoric diester hydrolase activity. NCBI's taxonomy places the organism in Eukaryota, Metazoa, Mollusca, Bivalvia, Venerida, Veneridae. The record is from RefSeq and is a predicted model, not a curated record. Gene Ontology annotation, biological process: lipid metabolic process.
UUUGCGUUGCCCGCAUUGUGAACAAUAAGCAACAACAUACGUACUGUCUACCGAAUGUGAAAAUGUCAACAUUAUACAUUUUCAUAAUUGCUGUUGGGAUGACCUCUUCUUGUACUUAUGGUGAAGAAGGCUUCUACAACAUUGCACAUAUGACAAACACACCAGCGAGUGUAGACUGGGCCCUUGAUAAAGGAGCAAACGGUGUAGAGAUAGAUUUGACCUUUGACACUUCUACAGGGACCCCAAUGGUAUUUCGUCAUAGUGUAGCAGGGGAAGCUUGUGAUUGCACGUGUAUGUGUCCAGCCCCAUUCUGGGGACUGUGCCGUGUGUUAUACCCAAACAGCGUCUGUGCCAAACUUUUAGAUGACGUUAGUGGAAUUUCACCGUGUAGAGCAGAAUCACCUAUACCAACAAUGUUGACUUUCCUGGCAAAAAAAUCAAGUUUGGCUUUGAUUUACUUUGACAAUAAGAUCAAAAGUGAAGAUAUGGACUCUAGCAAAAUGAGAGUUGCUGGUGAGGCUGUUGUGUCGACCAUAAUUACGAACCUGUUUGAGAAAGGGUACGGCGGGAAAGUGCUUGUAGGCUCCUCAAAACUAGAAACUUUUCCAUUUUUAAAGGCUGCUGUAGGCGCAAUUCAGAGUUCAAAGUUUAGAAAUCGUGUUUAUUUUGCCCUUGACCAAGAGAAUGUAGAAGGAGCUUUGCGAAAGCUACACACAUUACCGACACAGAACAUUGUGUACGGGACGGGGUUGACCGCCUGCUUACCUAUGCGUGUAAAAGAUACUCUUCAACUUGCAGCAGUAAAUAAAGCUAAAGGUGUGACGGGCCUCACGUACGUUUGGACCAUUGAUAAAUAUUCCUCAAUAAAAGAGAAUCUUCCAUAUGUACAAGCAGUUUUGUCUAAUUACCCAGGAAUUGUCAAUCAAGUGCUCCGAGAUAAUGGAAUACGGCUGGCAAAUCAGUCAAGUUCGAUACCCGUGGCGUCCAGCAGUGACGUCAUCAGCAGCGUGACCGGUCUAGACUGCGACUGCGAUUAUCAUCCCGGCGGAUGUUCCAUCAGUAAACCAGCUCCUUCGGGCCUGGCAUGCCACUGCGAGUACAAGGGUUUUUGGACCUGCGGUGGAAGUGUUUCUCAAUGUUCGAACCCCGACUCUCCUUACUGUACCCACCCCGAUUAUUCUGUGCACUCGUGUCUGCUAGGUGGUGGUGACUGCGAAGGCUAUAAAACAGCCACGUGUGAUUGCGACUAUUACAGUGGGGGUUGUAAAAUUAGCAAAGUUCCACCUCCGAACACGGCAUGCUACUGUUAUUACAGACUGUUUUGGACAUGUUACGGCAGCAUAACAAAAUGUAAAGAUUUUAACAGCAGCUACUGCAAGAACCCAGACUAUUCAAUUAACACGUGCAAUAUGGGCGGUGGAGACUGCGGGGCAUAUUGAUUUUGUCGCAAUUACCGUGGAAAUAUUCUUGUUGAAUUAACAAAAUAUCAGCUAUAUUUAGACUGGCAUUUAAUUUUAGAUUUUAGGUUGGUAUUCAGUUUCGGGUCUUAGACUAGCAUUUGAAAUCAGAUUUCAAACUGACAUUCGAUUAUCAAACUCUACAUUUUCGUAAUUUUGCCUUAUUACACAUGUGUGCAUAUUCACAUUUCAUCUGUCAUGAGUUUGGAAGAUGUUGGUCGCUACUUUU